GACAACAAGUGGAACGCCCUGUCCAGCUUCCGUGACCUCGCAGAUGAGGUGGGCGCGCUGGUGAUCCGUCUUAAUGUCGUUUUCCCGAGUGCGGACUUCGAUGCUUUCCGCGCCCAGGUGGCUGGUGCCUGCCCCGCGCAGGACCAGCGACGUCGCGCCGAGGACGCGCGAUCCAACCACCGUUCCGUUCCGCUCACGCCAGUGCCCAACGCGUGA
Prorocentrum cordatum is the source of this 216-nucleotide messenger RNA. The record is from the annotation of a GenBank genome assembly. NCBI's taxonomy places the organism in Eukaryota, Dinophyceae, Prorocentrales, Prorocentraceae.